CGUGUUAUCAGUGGUACUGGUACACUGUCCUUAGAUACAUCUCGAAGUAAGUACUCAGUAGAACUCAGUAGCUUACUGUGGUCGUUACUGAUCAGUACACGAUAUUGUUAUAUUAAUAUUGGUGUUCUAUUUUAUAGAAAAAAAUUAAAAAACAUAUUUUUUAUUUCUGGAUAUUUUUUUUUUGACAAGGAAUUUGAAGCAAUGGCAUCCUCAACUCUAGAACCAGGCCAGGUCAUCAAGCCAAUCAUUAACCAUGAAGAAGUGAAGCUGCUGGCAGAGCGGCUCUAUGGCAUCUCAGUCUUGGAGCUAAAGGAACUUAAUGGCUAUGAUGACAAGAACUACAAGAUCUUGGAGGAUCCCAACGUGAAGAACCCGUUAAUCACAACGCACUGUGAACAUGGAUACGUGCUGAAGAUCAUGAACUCCAUGGACACCCAGAACCCCUCUGUCGUCGAGGCUCAGAAUGAGAUUAUGAACUUUUUGGGUACUCGCUCAAUAACUUGCCCAAAACCGAUCCGCAACGUUUACGGUCACCUGCACUCCAUCGAGAAGAUCGGAGGGAAGCAGCACGCCGUCCGACUGUUGGAGUACGUGCCUGGAGAGCUGCUGCAGGGAGUGCCCAAGUCUGAGCAGCUGUACUACCAGGUCGGAGAGUUCGUGGCGAACCUGGACAACAAACUGCAGAACUUCAACCAUUCUGGGCUGGUGACCCGAGAGCACAUGUGGAUGCUGACCAAGGUGCCUGAGCUGGAGAAGUUCAAGUACGUCAUCAAGGAUGCUGAGAAACUGGAGCUAGCUGAGGAGGUUAUAGAAGAGUUCAAGUACGCAGUGUUGCCGCGGCUGGAUGAGCUGGAGAAGGGGGUCAUCCACGGAGAUGUCAACGAGAUGAAUAUACUCGUUGGCCUUAAGGAGGGGGGCAGCAAAUCCGACUAUCGCGUGACCGGAAUCAUUGACUUCGGUGACAUCCAGUACUCGUACUACGUGUUCGAGCUGGCCAUCACAAUGACCUACAUGAUGCUGGUCUCUGGCGACCCUCGCGUCGGAGGCUACGUCCUUGCAGGAUACACGGUCAACAGGCGUCUGCCUGACGACGAGUACAGGCUGCUUAAGACGUUGAUUUCGUCCCGCUUAGUCCAGAGUUUGAUUCUUGGAGCUUACACCAUUGAACAGGACCCUAACAACACGUAUGUGACAUCGACGGAGAAGGCGAAUGGUUGGGAACUUUUGAAGAAGAUCCGUAAAUCGAAACCUACAGAAAAUUUAGACCCUACCGAUUGGAAGGAAAUCGCUAACGAGUACUUGACUAGAAGCUAAUUUGCUCAGUAAUAAAGCGUUUAUUUUUGUACAAAUUAUGUUAAAAGUAUUUUUUAUCUGUAUAAUUCUUCUUUGUUAGUAUUUGGAAGUAUUUAUGAUUUUUUAGUGCCUAGUAGCUUAU
Spodoptera exigua (beet armyworm) is the source of this 1435-nucleotide messenger RNA. The record is from the annotation of a GenBank genome assembly. Lineage: Eukaryota; Metazoa; Arthropoda; Insecta; Lepidoptera; Noctuidae.